Molecule: messenger RNA, 4022 nt
Organism: Aedes albopictus (Asian tiger mosquito)
Lineage: Eukaryota; Metazoa; Arthropoda; Insecta; Diptera; Culicidae
Gene: Mybbp1A
Exons: 4
Coding region: 406-3963 (1185 amino acids)
Biological process (GO): regulation of DNA-templated transcription
Cellular component (GO): nucleolus
Molecular function (GO): transcription factor binding; RNA binding; sequence-specific DNA binding
Source: RefSeq, a predicted model, not a curated record
AGCGGCGUCGGUGGUGUAGUGGUAAGCGUGGUUGCCUCUCACCCCAGUCGGUCUAGGUUCAAUCCUAGUCGACGCCGUCGGUAUUUCUGAGACAAAAAUAUCUGAUCACGCCUUCCCUCGGAUAGGAAGUAAAGCCGUAGGUCCCGGCCCAUGUGUUGAUGGGUUCGAUAUGUAGGGUGUCAGGUGUGUGUGGAUGUCUCCCUGACCGUCCGUGUUUAGGCUUAGUACCAGAAAUAGGCGGACGUUAAACUAGAGCUGAUGCCGAACGGUGUCGGCUCGCCAGAAAUAAGAAGAAGAAGAAGAAAGCGCUCGUGGUUUUCCUUUGCAAGCAGCAUGUUUCGAAAUUUCGCUGGCGUUGCUCUCGUUUUGUUCGUACACAUGUGAGUUUUGAAUUUAGUUCCAAAAAUGAAGCUUAAAACGGAAGGCAAGGGUGGCAAAUUGCUCGACAAAACGGUGUUCAAAUUUUUCGACAAACUCAUCAGCGAAGACGAGAAUGUCCGAGUGAGGGGAGCCUCUGAGCUGAUACAGUUCCUGUCGGUUGGCGGUGAUGGAAACGCAGAGGAUAAGCACGAAAAAGAGAGGGCCUACGCGCUCAAACGGUUGAUUCGCGGUGUCGGUUCCAACAACCAUACUUCCCGUGCCGGAUUCUUCACUGCAUUGGUCGGGUACCUGGAACAAGUGAAGCAAAGCGAUUGUUGUCCCACCAUAACAGAACUCUUCAAAUUGGUGAAAUCAGAACUGUCCGAUACCGAUAAGGGAGAGGACGAUAACCAACAGACCAAGUUGGAACUGAGAGUAGGAAAGGUGUCGGUAUGCGGCGCAAUUAUCAACUCUGGUUUGAUAGAGAACGCCUCCGACAUGGAACUUCAGACGGUGCUGAAGACACUGAAAAAGGGAAUGUAUAAAAUGGUCACGCCGUUUGCAAUUAUGUACCUCAGUGAACUUGUUCAAAAGAUUGACUCCAAAAAGUUCACAACAGUCUUAUGGCCCGUUAUUGAACCCGUUGUAAAUGUACCGAAAGCUGAACACACGAUGGAUACCAUUUACUUUCUACUAGCAGCUUCUUCGAUCCACAAAAAGUCGGUGAAUCAAAAGUUUUUCGAAAGCAAUUUUAAUGCGCCGCAUUUGAUUCACGAGAGGAAUUACGAGUUUUUGGCAAAUCUUCUGUGGGACAUCAAGAACACAUUGACAAUAAAUCACCCACUGUACGAUUUUCUGAUCGAACAACUGGUGAAACAGAAUCAAGUGGGUGUCUUCUGGUCUCAAGGCGUAGAUCCCAUUCUUGUGAAUGAGAGCAGCACUCACAAAUUCAAGGAUCUUGUUGCGCUACGAGUGUUUAUCACAGUGCUCAGCAAACUAGAGAAUGGAUCGUGUAUUCCGGAUCUUUUGAGCAUAGCUUUCCUGGAAAUGCUAAUGAAGAAAGUGAAACAAUUCAAUCAACUUAGCGAGGACGUUCGAGACCUGUACCAGGAAGCAUUUGAGAGCCUAACUCAGUGCUAUCCGAAAAUAACUGAUGAGCAAGCAAAACUUGCCAUUUUUGAAAGGUUGGUUACACCCCCUAGUAGCAUAUUGAUCGAAAAGUAUGCGUCCAACAAGAUUAUUCAGAAUCUGUUAGCGACUAUGAACGCGGAAAGUAUAAAGAAGGCCGCCACUGUUUUGGAGAAACUCGUUCUGGCCAGCGAUCAUCCGGAAGUGUUGAAUUCCGAACGGAUUCACGCGGCGCAAGCCUUACAGAAAUUGCUUUCGAAUCGGAAUCUAACCACUGAAAUCGAGUGGCGGACAGGCAUUGUUAGGUUUCUGCUAAAUUUAGGACUCUUUUAUUCGGCGGACGGCAAGAAGGUGAUUAAGAACACGAAAAAUCAUUCUACAGCAAUAUCAGCAGAAUUAGUCCCAACAAUGAAAUCGGCAUUUUUCCAUUGUCUUGAACAACGUCACGCUAAACUGGCAGACGAAAAAGCCUUCCUUCUGUCGAUAGUAGACCAUGUGCAUGAUGUGUUGCAAACCAUAGGAAAUAAGGCACUGCGAGCGCAACUUAGCGAGGAGCAUCUGGAGCACUGGAACCGAAUGUAUGUCGUUGUUCACGCGAAGGAUAAAAAGGAUAAAAAACUGAACAACGUUUUCCACAUACUGUUAAUGUACAUGGGUCUUCAUCUGUUCAGCGAUCCGGAUCUAGCCAGCAGCUCGAUAGCUGAGUUGGAAAGCGUCAUGAAGCGAGUGAAGAGCAAGAAGGCGAGCUCCAAGAUGGAAAUCAGUAACCAAAAUGGAAAAACUGCCGAGCCGGAAUGGAUCGAAGUGGUGAUCGAUUUGUUCCUGAAUUUGAUGUCCCAGAACUCACAUUUGCUUCGCAAAGUCAUUGGACAUAUAUUCCCUCACCUGACGGGUGAAAUGACACUCACUGCUUUCAAUCAGAUUCUGUCGGUUAUCAAUCUGAAGGACAAAACUAAUCCAUUGACCGCUGGUGAAGGUGACGAUAAUGACGAAGAAGGAGACAAUGAUGACAAAAUGGAUGAUGGUGACGACGACAGCGAUGAAGACUCUGAUGACAAUGAAUCAGAUGCCGCCAGCUCGGAUACUGAAAAUGACGACGAUGAUGAGGACGACCAGUUUUCCGGUGACGAUGAUGAUGAUAAAGUUACGGACAAAAUGCGCAUGGCAAUUCAAGCCGCCCUGGGAGGUGCCAAUCCGGAAACCGACACCGAAUCGGUCGAUUUAGACGACAUGGCGGAAGAAGAGGGCCGUAAACUGGAUGAAGCCCUGGCGGCUGCAUUCAAGAUGUACAAACAGUCGAAGAAGACGAAACCAACGAAAGCGGAGGAAAGAAUAGAAACAACUCUCAGCCAUUUCCGGAUGCGGGUGUUUGACCUAAUCGACGCAUACCUCAAGAAUGGACCGAAUAUGGUCAUAUGCCUGGAGUUGAUGCUGUACAUUUUUGAGAUGCUUCCAGUGGCCAUAAAAGAAACAAAACACAAACAGAUUCUGGAACGAUACCGGCAGGUUUUCAAUAACUUAGUGAAAGUUAAGAACUUUAACGUCGACGUUAAAGACGUGUCAGCCGAGCAAUUACCUCAGAUCUUGACUGAUUUGAUGGAAAAGGUGGCCAAGGGUUCGUCAUUUCCGGAAAAGAACCAAUACAUUCUGAAGGCAUGCCAGUUCAUUGUGAUAUGUUCCCAACUGAUAGAGAAGAACAGCGAAAAUCGCAAAGCUACCAAUAUCGACAAAAUAUUCGGAAAAUAUCUGAAUGAAUUUAUUGUCGAGCGAAAUCCUGCUUUAACAUUGAACGUUUUCCAGACACUACUCCGUAUGAACUGGUCAGGAAACUGGUACAUGGUUAAGACCCUAGCGGAUAAUGGACUCAAAAAGGAAGUCCGAACUGUUCGCAAAACACAAUCUCUUUUGUUGUUGCGAGAAUUCGUAAGGAAUCGAAGGUUGAUCAGUUCCAAUCCUCGCGCGAUCCAGGAAACGUUUAAAUAUGUCGUUGCAAACAUGAACUCCUACAUGAAGGAAGCACAGCAAUCAUCCACAGUGUCGCAAAACGAGUUCAACGAACUUGUUCAGCUGUUACAAGAACUGCACAGUCUUGAAAAACAGCAUCCCGACGCGAUUUCUGUUCCUUGGCAGAAAAUCGGCGACAACCUGCAAAAAUUGCGAAAGUUCAACUUGAACUCGCAAAUCAUGAACCAAUAUGUGCGAGUUUGUAAACUGUUGCAGCUGGAACCUAUCAGGAAUAGUGAACAUGCACAACAGAACGGCAAAAAGCCCAAAGCUAACGGAAAAUCAACCCACGGUGAUUCACAAGAUGAAGCACAAGAGGAAGAAGACGAAGUUGAAGAGUCUACCACCAAUGGCAGCGUGAAGCGGAAGAAGAAGGGCACGUCACUGAAACAGAAACGACUCAAGAAGGAGGAAAGGCUGAAGGCUGCAUCGCAAGGUCUGGAAUCGGUGUCUUUUAUAAAUGUUGAAUAGGCUUAGCAUAGAUGAACGCGGUAAGUCUAUACAUGAUGUGAAUAAAUUUGAAAAAUAUA